UUCUGUCCGUAUACUCUUACCUCCGAUGGCGAAUGAUUUGUCCGAGGAUCAGGUUUUGGCGUACCUUUCCAAGCUGUCACCAGAAGCUGCAGCCGCCCUUCUGUCCAAAGCAAAUCAAGAAAAAAACUCGUCGCAGCUACGGAAUGAGGAUUCCGAGGAAAGACCUGAAGAUGGAGAGAAUGUAGCUGCUUUUGUGAUGCGCACGCUGGCUGCAGGCAACAUUGCUGGAGCUAAGCGAUUCUGGCGUCAAGCAGAUUUGAGCUUUCUUGGGGAGGACGGUUGGAGCUGCCUGCACUGGGUGGUACAUGCUGCUGGCGCAGCCCUAUCAAAGGCAAAGGAACAGGAGCCUCAAGUUGGCUGUGGCUGCCACUGCCAUUCCGGUGCCUCCAGUGCCAGAUGUCCAGCCUUGGCCCUUCUCCGUGAAAUGCUUGACCACGACGACGUUGCAGUUGAUGUGCGAAGCUCCCAAGGCGCCACAUCCUUGAUGUUUGCAGCUGAUGCUGGCGAUGAAGAAGUUUGUGCCUUGCUGCUCCACGCUGGCGCGGACCCCUCUGCAACCGAUGCUGAUGGGGACGAUGCAGUAGCUUGGGCAAAAGCUCGAGGACAUGAAUUGUCCUGUCUCGGCCGAGCGGCUGGGACAAUGGAUGUCGCCCUUCACAUUCAACAGUUUUUGAGUUGCCAUGGAGCUUAUGCUACAGGAGCACUUGGAGACCAGAAGAUUCCAGCGCGGCAUGCGAAAAAGCAAGUCGGUUCCGACAACGUGGUUGCCUCAGUUGGGUGCAUUUACGUGGUUGAGGCGGUUGAGGGGAGGGAAAGACAUGCAUCUUUGAAUAGGAAAGACACAACUGCCGAAGAUGUCGAAGCCAUCGUGGUACCUGCUGCACUUGCCAAUUCUGUGGCUUUUCCUGUGAUGCAGCUGUGCAAGGAGAGAGGCCCUGCAAAGCCAGAAGAGAAUAAGAUUGAAACAGCAACAGUUAGCACUUGCCUUCCAGGAGGACCCUUGGGCUUGCAAGAGCAGCCAGAAGGAGGCCCGUUGUUUAGGGACGGGGGAUGCACAUGGAGUCGAAAGGCUUCGAGAGCACAGGUCUUGAGCAGCGAGCAAGAGUUGCGAUUGAACAAGACGAUCAAUCGCCACACAUUUGCACGAAGAACCAAAGACAGGUGUCAAUCUGGCGACUUCGUUACAUCGCAUCGCUCGCCACAGCAGCGAGGUUUUGCUCCAGUCAUGAAGGCGAUAGAAAGGAGCCGCAGUUUGCUUGUCAUGUGGGAUGAGCACAAAGAUCAGAAAAGGAAGCACAAUCCGGUGGGUUUCCGGCACAAUGUGCCAGCAUUGUGGCUUGGUCUUGCGCGACGUUUCUUGGGCACAAUUUGGACCGUCCGUGACGAUGCACUCUUUAGCAUUUUGGCGGAGCUUGCUGGACCACGCUUACAUGAGCUAAAGCCCUACGAGGUCACCAAUCUGGUCUGGGCUUUUGCGAAGCUCUCGGUCCGCAGUGCGGCGCUUUUCCAGAGUGUGGCCCAGAUGCUCCAAUGUCGUCGUCGAGGGGAGUACAAGGCCCAAUGCUUGGCAGCAGCUGCAUGGUCGUUUGCCAAAUCCUCAGCGAUACCCAGGAGCACGCAGAACCAGCUGUUCAAGAGCAUAGGCGACGAGAUUUUGCCGCAGGUGAACUCUCUGAAACCCCAAGAAGUCGCCAAUGUGGUGUGGUCAUUUGGCCAGAUGAAGAUCAAGCACCAGCGGCUAUGCGAGGAGAUCGCAAACUUCCUCUCGACGCCUUCAGGGUUUUCUCGAUUCAGCACAACGCAGCUCACCAACAUUCUCACCGCUUUUGCACAGGUCCACUUCAGGCACUCUGGAUCCAUUAGCAAGAUCUGUGGAGUCAUCCUUCGAAACAGCCACAGCCUCACGCCUGAGGAAUCGUCAAGUUUGUUGUGGUCCUUGGCAGAGCUCAAUGUGCAUGAUAGAACGCUCUUGGUGCAGAAGAUUUUGGACAUGGCAGCUGCAGACAUCACCUGCUUCAAGUACGAGGAGCUCGUGGUUCUGAACACCGCGGCGAAGAAACUCAGCCCUUACCAUCAAAGCUUCUUCGAUGUUUGUGAGGCAGCUCUGGGUACGUUGGAUGGCUGAGACGUGAGAGUCGCGAGAGUGUUCCGAAUUACAACUUUUUGGUGCGUGGAGCUGUGGCCCAUGCCGCCCAGAAAUUAAUUCUAAGAUUUCGAGAGGUGUGGCACAGUGAAACAACAUAAA
Messenger RNA from Cladocopium goreaui, 2245 nucleotides. NCBI's taxonomy places the organism in Eukaryota, Dinophyceae, Suessiales, Symbiodiniaceae. The record is from the annotation of a GenBank genome assembly.